Galeopterus variegatus (Sunda flying lemur) is the source of this 1479-nucleotide messenger RNA. RefSeq names its product hyaluronidase-1-like. Lineage: Eukaryota; Metazoa; Chordata; Mammalia; Dermoptera; Cynocephalidae. The record is from RefSeq and is a predicted model, not a curated record. Gene Ontology annotation, molecular function: hyalurononglucosaminidase activity. Gene Ontology annotation, biological process: hyaluronan catabolic process; carbohydrate metabolic process.
AUGCGUCACCUGUGGCUGGCCCGCUUAGGAGAGCUGCUGCUCUCUGUCGUGUGUACUCAGCCAGCCCUCAAGCCUGCAAUGCCUCCAGUGCUCAAGAACCAGCCUUUCAACAUCUUCUGGGCCGCCCCAACAAUGAAUUGUCAAAAUUUCUUCAAUGUGAACAAGAAUCUUCAAGUAUUUAACAUUCUAUCAAAUCCUUUAGUGACUCAGAGUGGAUCGAUAAUAGAAUCUUCAAUGGAUCGACAAUUGCCAUUUUUUUAUCCAGAUGAAUUAGGGUAUUACCCUUAUUUCUCUCAAGAUGGAACAUCCUUUAAUGGAGGGAUACCCCAGAAUAUGAGCCUUUCUAAACACCUUAGGAAAACUGCCGAUGACAUUGCAAAAGCUGUCCCUGUGUGGCGAUCAGAAGGACUUGUCGUUAUUGACUGGCAAAGUUGGAAACCAUAAUGGGACAGAAAUUGGGGCAGCAGAAUCAUGUAUAAAAAUCACUCCUUAGCCUUCACUAGAAACCUCCAUCCUGAUUGGUCAGAAAGGAAAGUGAAAACAGUUGCCCAGCAGGAAUUCGAACAUGCUGGCAGGAAUUUUAUGAACAUUACCCUCAGGCUAGCUUUGGAAAUGAGACCAAAACGUCUGUGGGGCUUCUAUCUUUACCCAGAUUGCUACAAUUAUGAUUACAGGAUAAAUCCAGAGAGCUACACAGGUAAUUGCCCAAAUGAGGAAAUUUUCCGCAAUGACCAACUCCUGUGGCUGUGGGAUAAAAGCAUGGCACUUUAUCCUUCAAUAUAUUUGGAUAAAAUAUUGAAGUCAAGUUUAAAAGCUUUGAAAUUUGUUCAUUAUUGAGUUAGAGAAGCCAUGAGAAUUGCUGAAAUGGCUAGAAAUGACUAUGUUUUACCGGUUUUUAUUUUUUCCAGACCAUUUUAUUUACACGGUAUGGAAGCUCUGUCACAGGAGGAUUUAGUACAUACAAUUGGUGAAAGUGCUGCAUUAGGGGCAGCAGGAAUAAUAUUGUGGGGAGGAUAUGAAUACUCUUCUUCAAAGGAGACCUGCUUAUCUGUGCAACAGUCUAUUCAAGGGCCAUUGGGCCAUUAUGCUGUUAAUGUGACAUCUGCAGCCAAGCUCUGCAGUCAAAGUCUAUGUAACGAUCAUGGAAGAUGUGCAAAAACACCUGAAUCCUCCUCCUAUCUGCAUAUGCCUGAAAGCAGCGGCAAGAAAUAUGUCCAAAACAAGAGCUUUAGUUUCAUCAUUUCUGAAAACAACCAAGUGAAGACAAUAAUGGACAUGAAGAAGGGAUUUGAGUGUCACUGCUAUUACGGCUGGCAUGGACAGUCUUGCAACCAUCAGUCUUCUGAUUUCUUGAGAGGGAAGAAUGAGGCUCCUACUACUAAAUUUAACUUCUCAGUUUUUCUCAGUAUGAGCUUAUCUGUGAUUCUGCUGAAUUUUUUUUACCCUUACUACAAUGUCAAUUUUUCCUUGCAAUGGUGA